AAUUAAAGUAUAAAAACCCUAAAAUUUUUCAUCUCCCGUAAGUUGGUGCUUUGGCGUCUGAACUGAGCAAUAAAGGAAGAAACCCCGAGCUGAGAUUAACAGCAAACCCUAAACCUUAAUUAUUCUCAAGGAUUGUUCUUCGAUUCGUGGGAUUUCGAUAAGUUGAAAACUAGAUGGAGGACUGGGAGGAUGAGGUUCCACCAACUUUUUCAAAGGAGCAACCUAAAAGCAAAUGGGAUGAUGAGGACGUUGAUGAUGAUGAUGUGAAGGAAUCAUGGGAGGAUGAAGAUGAACCUCCUCAGGAACCUGUAGUAAAAGCUCCUGAAGAGAAGGCCCCCAAAAAACCUGAAUCAAAAGCGACUGUAAAGAAAGGGAAAACUGCUGAAGUAGCUAAGGAAGAGCCCCUUGAUCCCGUGGCCGAGAAACUUCGCCAACAAAGGCUUGUGGAAGAAGCUGAUUACAGGUCUACUACGGAACUUUUUGCCAAGAAAGAUGAUGACAAGACUCUUGAUAAUUUUAUUCCCAAAUCUGAAAGUGACUUUACAGAAUAUGCUGAGCUUAUUUCUCAUAAACUUCUCCCAUAUGAGAAAAGUUACCAUUAUAUUGGACUACUCAAGGCAGUGAUGAGACUAUCAAUGACAUCUUUGAAAGCAGCUGAUGCCAAAGAAAUUGCAUCUUCAAUCACAGCAAUUGCAAAUGAAAAGCUAAAAGCAGAGAAAGAAGCCACAAGUAAAAAGAAGACAGGUGGCAAGAAAAAACAGCUCCAUGUUGAUAAACCAGAUGACGAUUUGGUUGUUAAUGCUUAUGAUGAUGUGGAUGAGUAUGACUUCAUGUGAUUCAUUUGGGCAAAAUGCCACCUUGUUCUAGUGUUUGCAAUAGGAUCCUGUGUUUGCUGCAACAGCAAUGUAGAGGUGGAUCCUGCGGCUCUUUUUUUCUCUUUUUCUUUUUCCAAUUCUUGGAGAAUUUAGUUGUCUGGUGAACAGCCAUAAAAUGGAGGAUAGUGUUACAUUUACAUGAACCAUUAGAUCGAACUUCAGAAGCAUAGUCUUCUAGAUGGUUUUGGGGGGUUUCAGUGUGUUACCAUUUAAAGAUUCAAAUGGUGUUUUCCUUAAUAUGUUGAGAACCGUAAUCUAUUGUAAGAAUAUACAACUAUACUAUUUGUUUGUGCAUUAUGAGAACUAGUUUUUGCAUGAUUAAAUAAAAUUCUGAUGAAAUAUUGUUCUGGGA
Theobroma umbraticum is the source of this 1227-nucleotide messenger RNA. RefSeq lists its product as uncharacterized. NCBI's taxonomy places the organism in Eukaryota, Viridiplantae, Streptophyta, Magnoliopsida, Malvales, Malvaceae. Gene Ontology annotation, molecular function: translation initiation factor activity. Gene Ontology annotation, cellular component: cytoplasm; eukaryotic translation initiation factor 3 complex. The record is from RefSeq and is a predicted model, not a curated record.